AGACAAGCCUUCCCAGGAGCGACUUCCGCUUCCAGUGUACUAUUUUGUUAAUUAGUGGCUACGGAGAAGUCGGAUCCAUUGAUCUUCCUACCCGCGCGGGCAGACCCAAGAAGUCCCUAGAACAACCGUCCUCAGGAUCACUCUACAUGAGCUGCGCAUCACAGGAACAGAAACGAGAUUCCCAUGGAAGGACGAAAUGGGGGUACAGAUCCUGAAACGGCGGUACCCUCGGAAUCGAGCGCAGAGCUCCUAACAGAGACACCGCUGUCCUGUCUUUCAACUGUUGACCAGCGACCGAACUCUGAGAUCGAUGAUGAGGCAAAGCCUUCGCCACUUACGCCCAGUAUCGAGGCACAGAAGUCGUCAGGAUAUCUGCUCGACCACAAAGCCAUUUUCACAAGAACAAAGCGUGGCAGCUACGGCUUGUCUCCGACCCAUCAGCGCAAACUGCGUAACAAUCUUCUGCUAGGAGUUGGGUUCCUCGAGCUUGGCAACUGCGGAGACUUCGCCGCAAACGUGUGGAAUACUACCCCAGUACCACAUUUCGCAACCGCUUUGAUGGCGAUAGGCGGAACAGUCGCUCUGUUUACGAGCAUAUUUGCUUUCAGAGACCUGGGACGGAGCUGGAUGAAUAUCCGCUUCCUGCGAGAGGAAAGAGAAUUCCUACGAUCACGGAAACAGACGACCAUUCAACAAGACGAGGAGAAACUGGAAAUGCUCACCCAGGAAGACUUGGAUAGCUGGCUGUCCAUUGAUUUCAGAGAGCUGGGUAGUGAAUUCGUUGAUCGAUUCAUGAUGGAUCUUCUCCUGGGAACCUCCGCAGUCAUCGUUGCUGUUGGUACUUUCCUAGCCAUUGGCGGCACCAACAAAUCCGUAUACCACGCCAGUAAUUUAUUGUCAGGCUAUAUCGGAAAUGCACCAGGCGUAGUGUUUGGCCUUCUCAAUGCUACGUGGACCGGUUACCUGUGCGCCCGCCUCCACCGGCAUGCUAAGGCAGUAACGAGGGAGGCCCUACCAGCUACCGUGAAGCUUCGGAUGACCGACCGUUUCCACAUGAUGCAACGGCACCAUGCACUCAGUGGCAUAUCCUCCCUCGUCGGUGGCGCCGCUGGUAUGGUGACUGCCACUAUGUGGUGGGGAUAUGUGGUUUUGAUCCCUUGUAUAGUAUCCCAGAUAUUGUGCAAUUAUAUCUGGAGAAAGACCAUCGGGUAUGACCGGUUCAUCGUCCAAACCUCGCACGGAAUAGAGGACACCCCGGUCCUCAAGAAGCUGGAAGACAUCGUUGCCAUCAACCAACUUCUCUUGAAAGACCCUAAUCAAGCGAUCCCUGGACUCAUAUUAAACCCGGAGUCGAUGGACUCGUUCUUGCAGUUUAUCUUCGACCAUGACCUUUUUGACGACUUCUGCCUUUAUCUCCUCAAACACGCUGACUGGAGAGCUCUUUUCUAUCCGGAAUCACAACCAGAAGCUGAAUUUUCGAUUUCACCGCGCGAAUUGUUAGAUGCGGACGAGCGGGCACUGUCUAGGACGAUGGAACUUGCAAAGAGGUUCAUCAUCCAAGAGAGCCCGUUGCACUUCGAAUAUAUGGAAAGGUUUCUUUUGGAGAUGGCGGGAUGCUACGUAUACUCCCGUCACUAUUCGGGAGGGAGAACCGCGCACUGAGAAAGUGAGCGCAGCCCUGGAGGCAGAUCGAGAAAUAUAGACUGGGCAGGGUCCCUUAUUGUAUGUAAUUAUAUAAUGACUAGACCUAGACACUGUUUCUGGUAAAUGAUGUGGUGGCGGUUGUCCUGUACGAUUGACAAUGACUAGAAUGCCAAUGUAAGAGUUAAGUGUUCUAUUUUCAAGAUACUCUCCACGUAUGGAAUUCGAUAUUAAACCGGAUAGCUCCACUCAUUCCGUCUAUCUACCGUACUAUGUAUUCUAUAUCUCGGGACGAGCAUAAUGCCAAGAAAGAUAGAUGGUUCCUGAUAAGAAGAUGGAGGCUGCGUGAUUAUGAGUCACCUGACUACAUAUGUGUAAAUAUGGUAUUCAGGGCACACCGCAUAUUGUGAGUGGAAAUAGAACAUAUUAUUAUCAUCUUCUG
This is a messenger RNA of Paecilomyces variotii, 2083 nucleotides long. RefSeq lists its product as hypothetical. NCBI's taxonomy places the organism in Eukaryota, Fungi, Ascomycota, Eurotiomycetes, Eurotiales, Thermoascaceae. The coding region runs from base 184 to 1662 and encodes 492 amino acids. The transcript has a single exon. The record is from RefSeq and is a predicted model, not a curated record.